AUGACCGAAAAGAAUGCGCUAGGCGCAGCCCCCAAUGCGAAGGCGAGGUCCGAUGCAGGGAAGGAUACCAGCGUGAAGGACUCACAACUAUCUGCGGCCAAGGCCGAAUCGACCGGCUCCGGGAGUCACUCCAGUCCCAAGAAGCGCCGCAAAGUGAAUCACGCAUGUGUCUAUUGUCGCCGCUCGCAUAUGACUUGCGACUCGGAACGACCCUGCACUCGAUGUAUAAAACGCAACAUUGGUCACUUGUGCCAUGACGAACCAAGAGAGACUGCGAAGCGGGGGCGUGGCGAAAACGAGCACUCGACUGCAGACGAAGAAGGAUCGUCAAAUAAUGAACUGGGCAACGUCCAAGGCAUGCCCAGGAGUGUUGACGUUGAUGCCGGUGGCCAGCAACAAUUUUCCGAAAACGCCAUCGGAAUUGCUCCCUCCGCUGUGAAUUCGGGGACUGUCCCCCCGGGAAACCUAAGUGCAUCUGGUCAAGGUAUCGAAGGCAACAACUUGCUGCAGUUUAAUGAUUGGGCAGGUGGCCAGAACCAAUUUCAAGAAAUGCAUUCUCUUCACCCGUCAUAUAUGUUCAAUGCGCACGAGGUCACGAAUGAGUACAAUCUUCUUGGAGACUUCCUAAGCAAUAGUCUCUUGGAUGAUGGGGCUUUGUACCCCAACCAAGAGAUGCCAGGUGCUUACUCCGAUCCGUCGUUGAUGGGCUCCUUGAACGGCAUGGGAAUGCCGAAUGGGCUGUCAACACCAGCACCACCUCCACCCCGGGCUCAAGCGCCACCGAGUGACUCCUUGCAACAGCCUUCAGCAGUGGGCAAUGACAAGGCCCGAGAAACCUAUUACAUGACUGCGGCCGAUCCAGCAGGAACCGAUCCCCCAGAAGAGCGGAUGAACAAGCUCCUCAAGGCGAAAUACGAUGCCGGUUUACUCAAACCUUUCAAUUAUGUCAAGGGAUACGCAAGGUUGAACCAGUAUAUGGAGAAAAACAUGCAACAAAUAUCCCGGCAAAAGAUCUUACGGCAACUUGACAAAUUCCGUCCCAAGUUCCGAGAACGUAUGCAAAGCCUCACUGAUAUCGAGCUCAUUCUGGUGGAAAUGUGGUUUGAGCGGAGUCUCAUGGAGUACGAUCGUGUCUUCGCUAGUAUGGCUAUUCCUGCUUGCUGCUGGCGUCGAACGGGGGAGAUUUUCCGAGGAAACAACGAGAUGGCCCAGCUCAUUGACGUCCCGGUAGAGGGUCUGCGGGAUGGCAAGCUCGCGAUCCACGAAAUUAUCGUCGAAGACCAGCUUGUUAGCUACUGGGAGAAGUUUGGCGCCAUUGCAUUUGACAAUACCCAAAAAGCAAUGCUCACAAGCUGCACCCUCAAGAGUCCCAAUCCCAAUUCGACCAAUGAUGGGAUUACCUGCUGUUUUUCGUUCACCAUCAGACGGGAUGAUCACAAUAUCCCAUCACUUAUUGUGGGCAACUUCUUGCCCAUCGAUAAAUAG
This is a messenger RNA of Penicillium olsonii, 1485 nucleotides long. The record is from the annotation of a GenBank genome assembly. Lineage: Eukaryota; Fungi; Ascomycota; Eurotiomycetes; Eurotiales; Aspergillaceae.